CUGACCGCCCAUUGGAGAGGGGAAGUCGUCGAUAGUCAUCGAGCAGCCGCCAUUACCAUCAGAGAGGCUGCCCCUGUUCGAUUUUUCCUUUAUACCGCAGCCGGCCCGAACAGCAGCGGCGGUUCCGUUCGUGUUCUAGCAGCGGGGUCGGGCCUUCCCGGCGAGACGCGAGGCUGCUGCUACUUGUCGGCAAGGGAAACCUCACGGGCUGACCAUGUUGCUACUUGCGAGAAAAACUCCCGGCACAAAGUGGACGUGGAUGGGGCUGCUCGUGAGGGGUUCACGAUUCUAAGAAUCUUCUACUGCGAUCUGCUCGCCGGAGAGGCUCACGUGCGACACGUCUAUGGCGAUGAAACCUCGCAGCGAUUCGGCGCGGAGGAUGAUCCGACGGAACCUACUGCUCGCCGGAAGGAGCAGGUGAGCGGAGGAGGGCUCACGAAGGAGGUUCGUCGGGAAUCCCCGCUGGGAGUGGUUCACGGACGGCCUGAGUGCGCGACAGAGGCGGAAUUGUUGUGGCGAGAGCUUCGCGAGUGGCUGUGGCGAGUUGCGUCUGCCAGCAGUUGGUUGCGGGUGUUGCCGGCGGUUGCAGCGGUGGUGCAGCGACGGCAAGGACAACGCCGGCGGGAGGAGUGA
Striga asiatica is the source of this 633-nucleotide messenger RNA. Lineage: Eukaryota; Viridiplantae; Streptophyta; Magnoliopsida; Lamiales; Orobanchaceae. The record is from the annotation of a GenBank genome assembly.